GGCUACCAACUACCAAGCAGCAAUGGGCGAGAUCAGCAGCGGACUCACAAUGCCAUCCUCCUCGAUCUGCCUGCUCCUCCGGCGCUCGUAGAGCGAACAAAAAUGGCGGCCCCCGCCGGCCAGCGCGCCUCGCCCGCUCGCUCCACCAUCCGCUUCUUCAGCCUCCGCGACACCCAAACCCCACACCUCCCCUUCCGCACACGCGCCGCGGUGCCCACCCGCGCGCGCCUCCGCUGCCACCUCUCCCACUCCAGUGACUCAACCCCAACCCCGAGCUCCCCCACCACCUCCGACCCAGACCCCGACCCCGACCCCGACCCCGAAGAUUCCCUGCGCUUCGCCUUCGCGUGCGGCGGCGCUGGCGCGGGCGGCCGUGUCUACUCCGCCAUCGCGCUCGCCGACGAGCUCCACGCCUCGCUGCCUUCCUCCCGCUCCCUCAUCCUCGGCGCGCCCUCCCCGUCCCUCGAAUUCUCCGCAGCCGCAGCGGCAUCCUACCCGUUCGCGCCCGUCCCGCCGCGCUGCCUCCCGCGCGGGAUCCUCGCCGCGGCACUGCACCUCCGCCGCUUCCGCCCGCACGUCCUUGUCGCCACGGGGGGCGCGCCCGUGCUGCCAGCCUGCCUGGCCGCGCUCCUCCUCGGCCUCCCCUUCGUGAUCCAGGACCAGGACGCAUCCCCCGCGCCCGCCACCCGCCUCCUCGCCCCCUUUGCCCUCCGCGUCUUCCUCGCCUUCAACGCCCCCGUGCGCCUCCUCCCCAAGCGCAAGUGCGCCGUCUACGGGAACCCCGUCCGCAUGUCCAUUCUCAAGUGCCGGGCGUCCAAGGCCGAGGCGUUGUCGCGCUUCUUCCCGAGGGCAGGGUUGUUGGGUGAACAGGAAGCGCAGGUCCUGCUCGUGCUUGGAGGAGCGGAGGGGUCGCCCGAGAUCAAUGUCGCGGUGCUCAAUGUCUACUACGAGAUGCUCCGGAAGAGGAAGGAUCGGUACAUUAUAUGGCAGACGGGGACGGAGACUUUCUGCGAGAUGGAGAGUCUCGUCAGGGGCCAUCGCCGACUUUUUCUUACUCCAUUCUUGCAUGAACUGGAAAUGGCAUAUGCUGCUUCUGAUGUUGUAAUUUCUCGGGCUGGUGCAAUGACAUGCACUGAGAUAUUGGCCACUGGGAAACCAUCAAUUCUGAUACCCCUGCCAACAAUUCUGGAUCAUCACCAAACGAGAAAUGCAUAUAUCAUGGCUGAUAUCAUGGGGGCAAAGGUCAUCACCGAAGAUGAACUUGAUUCUAGCAGUCUCACAUCUGCAGUUGAUGAAAUCUUUGGUGAUGAGAAAUUGAUGGCAGACAUGUCUCAGAAGGCACUAACUGCAGCCCGACCAAAUGCUUCUGCUGAUAUAAUUCGCCACAUCUGUUCCCUGAUUGGUUCACCCUACCCAACAUGAAACUUAUUUAGACACUAGAAUUCAUGCCACGACUGCAUUCUGUAGGAAUUCCAUUCUGUAUUGUUGGUUGAGACACAGAAGAAUGCCAUCUUGUUCUUGAUGCGGAAGAAGUUAUGAUACCUCUCGUAAUUCACUUGAGUGAUGACAGUGGUUUGGUCUAAAAAAGAUCAGGAAAUAGUUUCUCAGGUAGUUUUCUGGUCUCUGACCUUCAAUAUUCUUUUUCGUUUAUGUAAAGGUUUCAUAAAUGACUGCUAGAAGGCAGAAGCUGUCUCCUGCCAACUUUCAAAAAGAUAUUGGUCCUCAAUGGUCACUCCGAUACUUUUGUUGAAUGAAUGAUUAACUUGAGAUCUUUUGCAUUUUC
This is a messenger RNA of Panicum virgatum (switchgrass), 1783 nucleotides long. RefSeq names its product UDP-N-acetylglucosamine--N-acetylmuramyl-(pentapeptide) pyrophosphoryl-undecaprenol N-acetylglucosamine transferase-like. Gene Ontology annotation, biological process: carbohydrate metabolic process. Gene Ontology annotation, molecular function: undecaprenyldiphospho-muramoylpentapeptide beta-N-acetylglucosaminyltransferase activity. Bases 103 to 1422 code for a protein of 439 amino acids. The transcript is spliced from 4 exons. The record is from RefSeq and is a predicted model, not a curated record. NCBI's taxonomy places the organism in Eukaryota, Viridiplantae, Streptophyta, Magnoliopsida, Poales, Poaceae.